CCGACCACGCAGCGCUCACGGCGGCCCGGGCUGACAGCGGCCCUUGCAACCUUACAACCGGUUCUUGACCUGGCCCUCACCGCCCCCUCAUCUCCUCCCUCUACCACUCACGCCCAUCACUCUCUCCACUCUUACCCAAGUGCAAGUAGUGACCAGCACUCACCUUGUAAACUAUUAACUGUACUUCUCACCGAUUGGGACUGGUUAUUGUCAGCCGAUGAGUUUAGUGAACACGCGGGUGUUAAGGCUGUGUGGGAGAUGUCCGCUGGGGCAACUUGGUGUGUGUACCCAUGUGUACUGCAUCCCACCUCCAGAUACAUAGCGUCCUGUGUACUACACCUCACACGGGAGAUACAUAGCGUCCUGUGUACUACAUCUCACACGGGAGAUACAUAGCGUCCUGUGUACUACAUCUCACACGGGAGACACAUAGCGUCCUGUGUACUACAUCUCACACGGGAGACACAUAGCGUCCUGUGUACUACAUCUCACACGGGAGAUACAUAGCGUCCUGUGUACUACAUCUCACAAGGGAGAUACAUAGCGUCCUGUGUACUACACCUGUCCCACAUCUGCUGGGUGCCCCAGCCGGACCUCAAGUUCUCCGUUCGGAGGCUGAUAACUCCUAUGACCGUCCGCUUGUCUUAGUUGCUUCAGUGCCAAGGGUGUGUGGAGGUACUGGUGCUUCCACAGGUGUACUAGUACAGCUGCUUCAACAGGAAGUGGACGGUACGCUCUCUCCCACACACCACCUGUCCUCUCUCCCUCGUGUUCACUUGAUCAUCUAAGCCAAGUUUCAAACGUGCGCCGUCAAGCAAGGCUCAUAAGACAGGCAGGUAUGAGCCGGCGAGCAAGAGGCAGAUGUGGGUAGUGUUUGAGUGGCUCCGACAUCCCAGCAGUUAGCCGGGGCGCGCUCCGCUCACUAGUCUAGGCUAUAACCGGAUUCCACUCUCGAUGUUCCGUGUUGCGUUAUAAUGGAAAAGGAAAUUUUGUCGUUUUGUGCUCAGUGUCCGUGUGUAGUGUUUGUGUAUCGGUGGUAAUAGUGUCCGUGACAAGGAAAACAAAUAUAUAAUUGUGUUAGCGUGUUGCCGUGUAUUAUACAUUUCGUGUGAGAAAACAGGUGAAGGUGUUGGUGAUGUAGAGGCAGCAGCACCCAGCUGUGUAUUAGUAUGUUGAAGCAACCACUAGUUGAAGAUGUGUGUCCUCGUAUCACUAGUGUUGUGUAUUCUUCGUAUCAAAUUGUUCCUCAGUAACUUCGUAUAGCGGUAUAUUGCCUGAUGGUGUACAAGAUGCUUAUUGAAAUGUAUUAAAUCUAAGGGCAGCCAGCUUGCCUCUGCAGCUUGAAGGCAGAAAUAGCAAUGAACAGUAGAACAGCGUCUAGUACCGUUGACAUGAUUACAUUACAAAAUAAUUACAAAUUGUUCCCGUAAGUGUGUGAGGGUACGGAGUGGAGAGGAUGGGACACUAAAGACAAACAAAACAAACUUGGACAGAAAGAGAUACAACCCAUCAAAUGUUCAAACAAAAUUAUCAUCAUCAUUUUGAUAAAUCAACUAAAAGUUUAAAUCAUGGAUAAAAUUAUACACGAGCCAAGUGUUAAAUGAUGAUGAUUUGGGCAUGAUAAACCCCCUUCGGACGGUCAACCUAGAGCUGCUUGCCAUGGCGUGGUGAGUGUGUUGGCGGGGUCACUCCAGGCAUCACUCUCUCUUCCCCCGAGGUGGGCUGCAACACCUUAAAAACUCACCCGCCUCCCGCACCAGGGCUUUGUGAAGUAAAAAAGGCAUUAUCAAGAGAGCGAGAGAGCAGCCAACGCACAAGAGAAAGGCUGGUGACGAUGGCCUUUCUCCGUGACUUCAACCAACCGUUUACCUGACGGUCGCGGCCACCGGGAUGAGUGUGUGAUGGCGGCGGCCCUGGUGCCAGAGGUUAAGGUUAUCCCUGAGGAUGAUGGGGAUGAGGAUGGCACUACCCCUUAUGUGGACCCAUCAUCCCUAGCUGCCCACAGUGGAUUGGGGGCCUCGGGGGGCCGAUCCCACGGCCCCCUCCUAGCCCCACCUCCGCGCUUCCAACCCGAAGAUGAGGACGAUGACCCCGGCUGGCUGGAUCUUACCGACGGGGCUGCGUAUCUGGAGUGUCCGGACCUCCUGGAGUCCUACACGUCGCUCAGGCCACGUCUCUCAUACAGGAAAGCGAUCAACUCUGAGGUGGAGAUCCAGUGUGAGAAUGGGGAGCGGCGCGUCCUGCGGUCCACCUGCGACUGGAAUGAGGGAGCUAUCAAUGGGGACCACCUGUGGUGCCCGACCUCCGCCUCCGGCGACUUCUGCUACGUCGGCGAGGACUUCUGCUGUAAGUCGGGGGCCCGGAUGAAGUGUUCCGCCUGUAAGAUCAUCGCCCACACGGGUUGCAUCGCGGCGCUGGUGGAGCGGGUCAAGUUCCCCUGCAAGCCCACUUUCCGCGACGUCGGUCCGCGCCAGUACAGGGAGCAGACGGCGACGCACCAUCACUGGGUCCACAGACGAAGCCAGAAGGGCAAAUGCAAGCAAUGUGGCAAGGGAUUCCAGUCCAAACUGCUCUUCGGCUCCAAGGAGAUCGUGGCCAUCAGCUGUUCCUGGUGCAAGUCUGCUUACCACAACAAGGAAAGCUGCUUCAACAUCAGCAAGAUUGAGGAAACCUGCUCUCUGGGCCUCCACACAAGCAUUAUCGUGCCGCCAUCUUGGAUCGUUAAGCUACCUCGCCGCGGCUCCUUCAAGUCGUCUCUCCGGAAGUCUCCCAAGAAGAGAGCCUCAAACAAGCGUAAAAGCCGAGAUAAGGAGAACGAGGAUGAGGAGCAAAACGAUAAAGAGACCCGGCCCUUCGCCAUCAAGCCAAUCCCCAACGCCAACAUCAAACCGCUGAUAGUGUUCAUCAACCCCAAGAGUGGAGGCAACCAGGGCGCCAAGCUUAUGCAGAAGUUCCAAUGGCUCCUCAACCCAAGACAGGUGUUCGACCUCACCCAAGGAGGGCCCAAAGCAGGACUAGAGAUGUUCCGGAAAGUGAGCAACCUGCGGGUGCUGGCGUGUGGCGGGGACGGCACUGUGGGCUGGGUGCUCUCCGUGCUCGACCAGCUCAACUUCCAGCCUCCCCCGGCCGUGGCUGUCCUGCCCCUGGGCACGGGCAACGACCUCGCCCGCUCCCUCGGCUGGGGAGGAGGGUACACAGACGAGCCCAUCAGCAAGAUCCUUUGCAAUAUCGCUGAUGGAGAGGUGGUUCAUCUGGACCGGUGGCGUGUGGAUGUUGUCAAAAACGAAGAGUACGAACCUACUGAAGAAGGCAGAGACACUCUCCCCCUUAGUGUUGUCAACAAUUAUUUUUCCUUCGGUGUCGAUGCCCACAUUGCUCUCGAAUUCCACGAGGCAAGAGAGGCCAACCCACAGAAGUUCAACUCUCGGCUUCGCAACAAGAUGUUCUAUGGGCAGGCUGGAGGCAAGGACCUGCUGCAGCGUAAAUGGAAGGACCUCUCCGAUAACUGCACACUAGAGUGUGAUGGCAAGGACAUGACCCCUAUACUGAAGGAAAAUAAGGUCCAUGCUGUGGUUUUCCUCAAUAUACCCAGCUAUGGCUCUGGCACCCAUCCUUGGAAUCGUAGUAGUGGAGUGGAACAGCACACAGAUGAUGGCAUCAUUGAAGUUAUUGGGCUCACCACAUACCAGAUGCCACUGCUACAGGCCGGGGGUCAUGGGACAACAAUCUGCCAGUGCAAGAGAGCCAGGAUUAUCACCAGAAAGACUAUUCCCAUGCAGGUGGAUGGUGAGGCAGCGAGGGUCAAUCCUAGCAUCAUUGAGCUUACUCACCUCAACAAGGCUUCCAUGGUGACUAAGAAGAAAGCUAAGUCUGUCACGAUGCCUCAUCUGGAACAGCUUCGUUUGCAAGUCUCAAGGAUCACCAUGUAUGACUACGAACAGCAUCAUUAUGACAAGGAGAAGUUGCGAAGUGCUUCUUCUUCCAUUGGUGUCAUUAUGAGUGACCAGGAUGCUGACCUUGAGCAGGUUCGGAAGCACAUAAAUCGUAUGAUGGAGGACGCGUCAAAUAAGGGCAGGUCUGCUCGGCCCUUGAGUGAGAGUUGGUGCUUCCUUGAUUCAUGCACAGCUGAAAGGUUCUUCCGUAUUGAUCGGGCCCAGGAACACCUCCACUACGUGACGGACAUUUGCACCGAGGACCUCUUCGUGCUGGACCCAGAACUCACCGACCCCACCAGCGUCAGCAGUGGCGCCAUUGUGAGAGCAGAUGUUAGCGUGGACAACGACAUAGAUCAUAGCGAGAGGAUGGCCAUGGUAAGCGACAGUGACUCUGGCGUGGGUGGAACUGAUGCGGAGCAGCGAAACCCUACCUCUGCCCUCACCGCCAGCCAAGACUCCUCCGACACCGGGGAGGAGGAGGCCCUGGAGGCCCGGGUACCCAGCUUGCAUGAGCGUGUCUUUGGUCCAGAAUACUACCCUCCCAGCCACCUACUUGAGAAGAACUCUGAUGGAAUCAUAAAGGCUGCCAAACAAGGUGAUUUGAAGAUGCUAAAGGACCUCCAUUCUCAAGGAUACUCAUUGCUGUCAAUUGAUGGACAUGGACAGACUGCACUUCAUUUUGGUGCACGCCAUGGACACAAAGACAUUGUGCGCUACCUAAUUGCAUCUGCCCCACCAUCCAUCCUCGACAUGGUGGACACAGAGAGAGGCCAGACAGCACUUCACCAGGCUGCACAUAACCGACGGCGGACAGUAUGUUGCAUGCUGGUGGCAGCGGGUGCAUCCCUAACCAUCAGGGAUCUGCAGGGCAAUACGCCGAGGGCUCUUGCCCAGCGUGCAGAUGACCAGGAGCUGGCUGCCUAUCUGGAGAGCCAGGAGCAGUUUCAGACCAUGGUUCAUGAGGACUUGGAGACAACCGUAUGAUUGAGGCUGUACCUCGGCCAGGGAGCAUGGAGAAUAUCCCCCAUCAUCCUCUGGCUGAGCUUGGCAAUCUUCAGAGUGGAUGAUCUCUUCUUGCAUAAAGAAAGUUAUCAUGUUUGAUACAGCUUGGAUUUUUAUUGUUGUGUUUUGUAAGAAUUAACAUUGAGGGAUGACAGUAUGAAUUUCAUCUCUAGUCAAUCAGUUUAGAAACUCCAUCUCAAGUUUGUCAAGCCUCUACACUAGACAAGAAACAACUGCCAAGUUAGGCUGAUUAUAGUGAGCAGUAACAAUGCUUUGUUUAAAUAUACAGCAAAGUUUUUUUGGGGUUUGAAAAAUGAAAUAAAUGAGAAACUGCUCUGCUGCUGCUGGUCUUCCACUGCGAACAGCUGACGGACAGUGAACAGAUAGUUGACCUGGUUCCCAACCUAAGUCAUUCCAGUCAAAUAUAAGAUAUUAUUUAAUGUGUCUGUGUGAUUCAUGUGUAGGUUUUUUGAGACCCCUUUAAUCUUUAGUAUUUAAUACCCAUAACCUGCACACUGUAAAAGCCCCCCCCCCCCAUCUUUCCCAGAAUCACCCCCCCCCCCCCACCCCCACCCCUCUCAUGAGCUUACUACCCCUCCGUGCUUAAAUCACAUGCUAUAUAAAUAUAUAUAAAAAACAAAAAGUUUUUUUAAGGAUUUAAAUAUUUAAAUUUUGAUCCAUUAAGUGUUCUUUAAUAUUGUUGUUUUCCCCACGGUUUCUUUUCUUGUAUGGCAUCUGUAGAUAGGUAUGUGCAAUUUGGACAUAUCAGUAUUGUAGUGAUUGUAGCUUCUUAUUUCAUACACACUCUUGGUUCUUUUCUGAGAUCUGAUCAUGUGUGGCAAUUUUAAAGUAAUGCUUGAACAUUGAAGGUAAUAAUAUUUGAGCAAGGCAUUAAGGAAAAGAUGGGACAUUAUUUAUAUUUUUCUCGAAGGCAGGAUGUAUUAAUUAGGUAUACUUGCUGUGUUACGAAAUGUACCUAUAGGUUUUAAAUAGGUCAAAGUUUAAUAUAGAAAGAUGAAGUUAUUUACAAAACUACAAUAUAGUGUUACGUGCCAGCAUGAAAUGCUAGCCUGAAUUGCUUGGUGGCGUUGUACGCUGUCUCCCCCUAAGUGCCAAGCAUGAGACUAGUAUGAACGUAGACAGUGUCAUAAAGAAGUCAGUAAUGCAUUGCUCUUCCUGGUGCAGUUUCAGGGUUUGACUCCGGGCCGCCCAAAUACAGUGUGGUUUAGAAUAUACUGUUUAAAUAUUGUAAUGGAUAAUACAAGUCUUCAAAAUGCUUACAUAUUUCUUGAGUUAAUGCUCUUAUAUCAUUCUGCUUUGUGUUAAAAAUGGUAAAAAUAUAGGAAGUGUAAUUUAGAAACAUUUAUUGCACAGCAUCUGGGCUUCCCAUAGUUACAUCCAUGUUGGGUAUGCACGUGAAAUUGCACAAUAAGUUUGAGCAAGUAGAUAUCUUUACUUCUAAUGAUGUUUAUGCUGGUUAAAAAUUUAGAAAAUAAUACAUUUAGUAUAUUUGAUUUGAUUACCUUUAUGCACUAGUGUUAAAAGUAUAAUCAAGAGCCAUUGUUUACAGAUGCAAAGUUAGAAGUAUGAGUAGGUUAUAAGUGUAAAACACAUGCGCAAUCUGUCAACAGUCGCUCCUUUUGAAAAUGCGGGGAAUAGUGCAUAGGGGUCAAAUCUCAGAUUCUUGCUUGUACAACAUUUCAUUCUAUUCAUUUAAUAAAUAACCACAGAAGAAGGUUGAAAAGCAUAACAAAAUUUAAUUCAACUUGUACUGUUGGAAGAUGGUACAUGCAGGAGGAUAAAAUAGUAACUUCAUCUUUUCAAUUUAAACUCAAAUUUAUUCACGAAUGUAUAUCUCAGGUGUGGUCAAAGAAAGACAAGGUUAGACUCAACAAAAAUGUGAAGGAACAAGAAGACCAAGAUGUUUGCUAAUGGAUAUGAUCCACGGGCAAACUAGUAGUUGACGAAUAGAUCUUAAUAUUGCUUGUUUAACUUCAUUAUUCUUUAAAGUCUGCCUUUUACAUUCCGGAAAUUAAAUUUUCUCAUGAUCUUACGUUACCUUAUUUCCUUGUGGACUAAAUUAAUUCCUUACUAAAUCUGUGAUCUACCAAGUGCUGAGAAGUUCUCUUCCACAUGUCAUUACGGAAUAAACUUUUAGUCUUA
Molecule: messenger RNA, 7100 nt
Organism: Procambarus clarkii (red swamp crayfish)
Lineage: Eukaryota; Metazoa; Arthropoda; Malacostraca; Decapoda; Cambaridae
Source: RefSeq, a predicted model, not a curated record